UGCAAUUUGCACUGCUGAAUUUUGGACUAGGUACCUAUACGGAUUAGAUCAAUUUAAGAAGUAAUUACAAUUUAAAGUUUAUUUUUCUGUAUUUUGGAUAUUUUUUUUUCUAAACUGCUACAACAUCCAUCAGUAUACACGAUGAAAACCAUUUUAAAAUUGAUUUAUUUUAUCAAAAUAUUCCAAUAUGCGAUUUGCAUUGACUAUGAUGGAUGGCUAAACAUUAAAAUUGAACAUACAAUAAAUUGUAAUGAAAAGUAUUGUACUCGGGGAAACAUUGGGUUAAAGAGUAUUCGAUCUGGAAUUUCGUCAAUAGAACAAACCCCUUUUACCAAACAACACAUUCAAGAACUGAAAGAAAUAGCAGAGUAUGAUGGCUUUUAUUCUAUCAGAACUAUAGUAACUUCUGCAGAAAAUAGAGAAACAGAAUUUUUGUCAUCAGUAAAAGCUAGAGCUUUUUUGGAAAGUGGGCUAUCUGAUGUAAUAAAUGCUUGGGUUUUACCUAAUGGAGCUGUGAUUGUUGUCAGUUUCCAAGUGGCAAAUUCUUCUCGACCCCUAAAAUAUGAAUCUGACAAAGGAUAUUCAAUAAAUUCCAAUUUCUAUCUCCGUCAUGUGGAUCAGGCACCUGUCCCUGACACAGCUUCUUAUAUACAAAAAUUGGAACGUGAAAGAGAGGCUAGAGAAAAGGGGGAUGUCAAAGAUAACAGAUCAUUUUUAGCAAAAUAUUGGAUGUAUAUUGUUCCCAUUGCUAUCUUUGUGAUGAUAUCAGGAGCUACAAAUCCCGAGCCUGCAGCUCAAUCGGCUCGUUAAUAGUAUAAUCUUUAGAAAAUGUAAAACUAGUGAAAUGAAGUUAGUGAAGCAUCUGUAAUAAAUAAUAAAACCUGUUUUA
Plodia interpunctella (Indianmeal moth) is the source of this 889-nucleotide messenger RNA. RefSeq names its product ER membrane protein complex subunit 10 (gene EMC10). The record is from RefSeq and is a predicted model, not a curated record. NCBI's taxonomy places the organism in Eukaryota, Metazoa, Arthropoda, Insecta, Lepidoptera, Pyralidae. The transcript has 5 exons. The coding region runs from base 142 to 810 and encodes 222 amino acids. Gene Ontology annotation, cellular component: EMC complex.